Molecule: messenger RNA, 3516 nt
Organism: Pogona vitticeps (central bearded dragon)
Lineage: Eukaryota; Metazoa; Chordata; Lepidosauria; Squamata; Agamidae
Source: RefSeq, a predicted model, not a curated record
UCUGCAUGUGGCUCAGAGGCUCCCCCUCUGCCUUACCUUCUGGCCUUGGGUCUGAGAAAGAAGACCCUCCAGUGGAUGCUGGAAAUCGCGGAAGGAGCGGACUGCUAGCCUCUGGUUCCCCCUAGUGGCCGGCUCGGGCAGAUAUGACCUGGAAACAGGUAGAAAUAUGUAUUAUCUGCCCCGGGGAGGGGUGGGGGUUGGCUUAUGUAGCAUUUUCAGCCCGCAGGGACGUGUGAAUCAGUGGAUACAGAUCCCGCGGAUGGACGGGUCCAUCUGCGGUUCCAUGGUGCCUCUGGAGGCAUAGCGAUGCACCAGCUAGGCUCCUAGCACGAGAAUGGUACCCCUGAGCCCUGGGCAAGGGACUUAGAGAAUUUCUCCUACUGUUGUAUGGUGUGGUGUUGUGGGUAGAGGAACAGACUAAGCUUCAACUGGGGCUGGGUUCGAAUCUCCACUCAAGAGGUGGUCAACUCCGACUGGCGGGAUUGGACUCGCAAUUGCCGUCCCGUCCCUGCCGGCCUCCUGGGUGCGAAUCAAGCCGGCUGGACAUGGUUUCACCGCAGAAAGCGGACCGGGGGAGCGUGCGGGGAGGGGGUGUGAGCCGGAGCCGGAUUGCACCGCCCAUGGGUGCCUUUCCUCGGGUCUUUUUCCCGGCUGCGGUGCUCGCUCUCACCCUCCCUCUCCUUGCAGUUAAGGCCACCAUGCCAAUCUGGGUGGUGCUGCUUUCCCGGAUCAUCAUGAAGGAGAAGCAAACCACCAAGGUGUACCUCUCGCUCAUCCCCAUCAUCGGAGGGGUCCUCCUUGCCACGGUCACGGAGCUCUCCUUCGACACCUGGGGCCUGCUCAGCGCCCUGGCGGCCACGCUGUGCUUCUCCCUGCAGAACAUUUUUUCUAAAAAGGUGUUGAGAGAUUCACGAAUUCAUCAUCUGCGGCUUCUGAAUAUCCUCGGUUGCCAUGCUGUCUUCUUCAUGAUCCCAACGUGGGUUCUGGUCGAUCUCUCCGCCUUCCUCGUAGAGAAUGACUUGAGUUCCAUGGCCCACUGGCCGUGGAUCAUCCUCCUCCUGGCCGUCAGCGGCUUCUGCAACUUCGCCCAGAACGUCAUUGCCUUCAGUAUCCUGAACCUCAUCAGCCCGCUGAGUUACUCCGUGGCCAAUGCCACGAAACGGAUCACCGUCAUCACCGUCUCCCUGAUCAUGCUUCGGAACCCCGUCACCGGCACCAACGUCCUGGGGAUGAUGACCGCCAUCCUCGGAGUCUUCUUGUACAACAAGACCAAAUACGACGCCAACCGGGAAGCCAAGAAGCAGCUCCUGCCCGUCACCACGGGGGAUCUGGUCAACCUGGACCCGCUCCGCGGCCACGGGGCUGAAAAGUCUCACAACGGACUGACUUCUUUUACCCGCCAAGGGGACUUCCCAUACGGAAGCCGGGCUGGUGGUGUCCUUGCGGAUCACUUCCAGUACAGCCGCCCGAACUACCCUACGUUGUACGGCGCCAGCCGCUACGAUAUCUAGCAAGGAGGCGCAGGCUGUCGGUCUGGGACGGCCUGGCACAUGCACGCACCUCCGCGUGCCUGUUGAGACUCCAAAGGAGGAACAGCUCUCUUCGUAUGUGCCCAGUGGCAUCAGGGUUAGGAUGGUUGGAUGGCCCUCCGUAACAAGUGGAAGCAACCGCUGAGCUGGCUGAUCAGAAAUUUCCAAUUUCAGCUGCUAUGCCAGCCAGAUACCUUCGGAUUUUUUCCCUUUGCCCACGGCAAGAGAAGCGUGUCGCGAAUCUCCUCUUCCUUUUAAGAUCUUCGGAGGACAACCUUACUGCGUUUUUCUUAAGCUGUAGGAUUAGUUUGUAAAGCAGGACGGAAGCCGAUCCGGGCCCCCCUUUUCCCUCCAGGGAGGCUCAGGAGCAGCGUGCAGUUCGUUGUGUGUUCUGUAGCACUUGUGACUGUGUGAAAACAGCUCCUCGUCUCUUGACGCUGGGGCAUCAUCUUGUAAAGGGCGGCCGGUGGGGGGACCCUCAGAGCUGCUUUUGCCUUGUUUUCAGGGCCGGGCGAUGGCACCGACUUGUUUUAAAAAAAAAGAAUAAUCAUGUACCGUUUGGGAUUUGCUGCUUGCAGUGGGCGGCAAAUUGAAACCUGGCCCUUAAGCACUCCGUUUUCCUAUUUAAAUCAUGAUCUCUGGAAACCUUGUUUUGGCUCCUUGUCUUCCGCAGGUAGUAAGAGGCACCUGAAUAGAAACGUUUGCUAGGAAUAUAUUAGAACCGUGGUACCCACUGUGGAUUGGACCUAAGCACCCCCGCGGAUGCUGAAAAACGCAGAUAUAUCACACACUAUAUGUUGCAUGGCCUCUGGCUCUCUCUAGCGGCCAGCUCUAGUAAAUACACCCUGGGAUUAGGUAUAAAUAGGUACAGUAUUUCUGAGUUUUUUAUUAUUUAGUAUUUUCAGCCAGCGGAUAAAUGAAUCAGCAGAUACUGAACCUGCGGAUAGGUGGGUCCUACUGUAGCAAAGUCUACUACGAAUGUAGCACAACAGAAGCUUGAGAAGCUGUGGAUUUCCUUGUUUCUCCUGCUCAAUUUUGUAGGAAGUUACUUUAAGGCCUUCCAUCGCUCUAGAUACCAAAUUUGGGAAGUCCGUAUUUUAAUUUAUAGUCAGUCCUUUUACGUUCCUUCCUGCCAGUACAUUUGCUGGUCUGGCUGACUUCUGCCUUUUUUAUUUAUUUUAUUGUCCUUCCAUUUCUCCUGGAGCUGCCUGCUCCUUACCUUGCAUUGAUCGGUUGUCCAACAGGAGCCAAAAUGUACAGCUCACCUCUCUGUGUCCCUGUGAGUUAAUCCUGUUGCUGCUAAGUUUGGCCAGGUAAAUAAAAAAGGGAAUUAUAAGAGGACCACGACAUCUGUAGGGGACUGGUUGCAAAACCCUUCCAUGGAUGCUGAAAAUCGCGGAUGAUAGCCAACGGUACACCUACUCUGGCCUCUGGCUCCCUCAGGUGGCCAGUUCUUGUAAUUUCACCUUUAGACAUCUCUGUUUCUUGGGGUUUUGUGUUAACAUUUUCAGGGGGUGGAUCUGUGUGAGUCAGCAGAUGCUGAUCCCACGGAUACGGGGGUCCUACUGACAUUUCAAGCCUUUGAAGCGGGACCCUGCUAGAGAGCGUUGGUCUCGACUCUGCAUUUGCACCCCAGGAAGGUCCUUCCUCAGAUCCUUGCAAUAUUUUCUUUCUUUUUUUUUCCCCUGGGGAAAAAUGGACAUUUUCCAAAAUUUUACAUUUCUCUCUCCUUGGCAUCUGUGAAUGGCUUCAUCUGGAUCGAUCGGUGUAUAUAUUUUCAUGCUCCUAUCCUAAAGCAGGUGAACUUUUAGAAACGUGGGUUGUUGUGUACAGGAACCCUGUGUGUGUAUGCGUGUGUGUGUGUGUGUGUUCUUUUUUUUAAAAAAAGCCUGCAGACUUAAAAAACUUGGAGAAAGCCCAGGCCUGUUGUAAUUAUGCGUUUUAAAUAUGGAACAUGUAAAUAAAGCGGGAUUCUGCUGAGUUGAAA